Diceros bicornis minor is the source of this 2638-nucleotide messenger RNA. Its product is annotated as adenylate cyclase type 10-like. Gene Ontology annotation, molecular function: protein binding; adenylate cyclase activity. The record is from RefSeq and is a predicted model, not a curated record. Gene Ontology annotation, cellular component: cytoplasm. Lineage: Eukaryota; Metazoa; Chordata; Mammalia; Perissodactyla; Rhinocerotidae.
AUGACUAGUUCACUAUUGUGUGACUUUCCACCUGCAGAAAUCUCUCUGGUUCAGCUGGAUAGCAUGAGCCCUUCCCACCAGAUGUUGGUGAGAUGUGCUGCCAUUAUUGGCCUAACCUUCACUACAGAGUUGUUGUUUGAGAUUCUCCCUUGUUGGAACAUGAAGAUGAUGAUCAAGGCCCUGGCAACUCUAGUGGAAUCCAACAUCUUUGAUUGUUUCUGGAAUGGCAAAGAGCUCUGAAUGGUUCUAAAACAGAAUGCGACCUCGUUUGUGGUGAAUUAUCGCUCCCUGUCUCUGAAGCCCAGUGAAGGAAUGGCUCACGGUGAGGAGGAAGAGCUUCAUGAGCUGGAAAGCAAGGUGAUCGAGUGCCACAUCAUUCGAUUCUGCAGGCCCAUGCUGCAGAAAACAGCCUAUGAGCUGUGGCUGAAGGACCAGAAGAAAGCCAUGCACUUCAAAUGUGCCUGCUUUUUAGAAGAAAAUGCUCACAGAUGUGACCACUGCCAAGGUGGUGACUUCAUUCCCUAUCACCACUUCGCCGUGGACAUUCGGCUCAACACUUUGGACUUGGAUACCAUUAGGAAGAUGGCGAAGACCCAUGGACAUCAAACUGAAGAAGAGAUCACCUUUUCCAAAAUAGAGAUUCCUAAGAAGUCUGAGAUAUUUCCUGGAAGUCUCAGUUCUGAAGAAAUAAGAGAAAAGAUCUUGAGUUUCUUUGACAUCAUUAUAACAAGAAUGAAGACAUCUGAGGAAGACCUCAUCCUGCUGGAAUCCUGCCAGUGUGAGGAAAUCCUCGAGAUCAUCAUCAUACCUUUGGCCAACCAUUUUCUGGCUUUGGGAGAAAACAACAAAGCUUUAUAUUACUUCCUAGAAAUUGCCUUUGCGUAUCUCCUCUUAGGUAAUAAUUACAUGGCGUACACCUAUUUGAAUGAGGGAGAGAGGCUGCUAAAAACUCUCAAGAAGGAAAAGUCUUGGAAUCAGACUUUUGAGUCUGCCACCUUUUAUAGCCUCAAAGGUCAGGUCUGCUUCAACAUGGGCCAGAUGGUACUUGCCAAGAAAAUGCUGAGGAAGGCCCUGAAGCUCCUCAACCGAAUCUUUCCUGACAACAUAAUCUCCUUGUUUCUCCAGAUGCAUGUUGAGAAAAACUUUCGCUAUGUGAAUCAGCGGGCCCAAGAGAGCUCACCUCCAGGGAAGAAGAGGCUGGCGCAACUCUACCGGCAAUCUGCCUGCUUCUCCCUGCUGUGGCGGAUCUAUAGCUUAAAUUAUUGCUUUCACUACAAGUAUUACAGCCAGCUGGCAGCUACGAUGCAAGUGAACACCGCCCUGGAAACUCACGAUGAUUUCCAGAUCAUUAAGGCCUACCUGGACUAUUCGCUGCACCACCAGCUGGCUGGCUACCAGGGCGUGUGGUUCAAGUACGAAGUCAUGGCCAUGGAGCAGAUCUUCAACCUCCCCCUGAAAGGCGAGGGCGUUGAAAUCGUGACAUAUGUGGCCGAUACACUGGGCUACAUCAAGCUCAUAAUGGGUCACUUGGACUUGGCCUAUGACUUAGGCUCUUGAGCCCACAAGAUGCGGGCGCUGCUCCGGAAUCCCAACGAACACUAUAUAGUCCUCUGCUGGCUCAGUAAAUGUCUCUUCCUGAAAACCAGACACAAGCAAUUGAUCCAGGUGCUGAGGUCGCUGUGGGAUCUCUCUACAGCAGAAGAGCACAUCUUCAGCAAGGCCUUUUUCUAUUUUGUCUGCCUGGACAUCAUGCUGUAUUCAGGCUUUGUUUAUAGGACAUUUGAAGAAUGUUUGGAAUUCAUACACCAAAAUAAAGACCACAGAGUCCUCCAGUUCCAAAGUGGAAUCCUCCUGGGACUUUAUUCGAGUUUUGCUGUCUGGUAUGCCAGACUUCAGGAAUGGGACAAGUUUCACAUAUUUUCCAAGACAGCUAAAAAUCUAGUGCCAAGAAGAACCCCGAUGGCUCUUUACUGUGAAGGGAUCAGUAGAUACAUGGAGGGGCAAGUUCUCUACCUUCAAAAGCAAAUUGAAGAGCAAUCUGAGAAUGCUCAAGACAGUGGAGUUGAGCUACUCAAGAACUUGGAGAAUCUGGUGGCUCAAAAUACCACUGGCCCCGUCUUCUACCCGAGGCUCUACCACCUGAUGGCCUAUGUCUGCUUACUAGUGGGAGACGGGCAGAACUGCGACCUCUUCCUGCGCACGGCCUUACAGCUCUCUGACACACAGGGGAAUGUGCUGGAGAAGUGCUGGCUCAACAUGAGCAACGAAUGGUGGCACUCAAGCUCUGAGUUCACGGAAGAUCAAUGACUUCAAACAGUCUCGAGUCUCCCAUCGUGGGAGAAAAUUGUAUCAGGCGAGGUAACCAUGCAGGAUAUUCAGAAAAACAAAUUCCUGAUGAGAGUUAAGGUCCUGGACAAUCCUUUCUAACAUUUCGUGGAAGAGAAUAAAGGUUCUAGUGAGACUCAUUCUCUCGUGAUGAUCCUUUAUUGCCCUUCUCUGUAGCCAGCACCUCCAGGUUCCUACGUCCUCUCUUCUGCUCCAGACACAGAACCAGACGUGUUGGUUUCUUCUGCUUCUCGAGGGUCACACGGGGUCGGCAGCGUCCUGCUUUACUUUCUCCAGCUUUUCGCAAAUUGCC